AUGGUUUGUCUCCCGGUCACUGCUUUUGUCUUCGGACUCGGCAUCCUGACAAGCGUGGUUCAGUCUGUCAAGGUCAACCCUCUUCCAGCACCACAGUCGAUUACAUGGGGAUCUUCCGGACCGAUAACAGUCGGCCCAAGCCUGACUUUGAGCUCACAAUGCGGAGAGAUUGUCACCGAUGCGUGGUGUCGAUCUUGGAACGCCAUCAGCACGUUGAGAUGGGUCCCAGCAGCAGUGGAGGCACCGAUCGCCAAGUUUGAAGCUUUUCCUACCGAGACACCAUCAUCUUAUAAAGCUAAACGGGCAAAUUCAAGUCUCGCCCUCGUCGAAGUCAGCAUAGCAAAUUGCGAUGCAGAUUUGCAGCAAGGCGUGGAUGAGUCGUACACAUUGGCAAUAGGGCAGUCUUCGCCAUCGAUCAACAUCACCGCAAAGACGGUGUGGGGUGCGCUUCAUGCAUUCAGUACUCUCCAACAGAUCAUCAUCUCCAAUGGCAACGGAGGACUCAUUGUUGAGCAGCCAGUCUUGAUCGAAGAUCACCCCAACUUCCCAUACCGUGGAGCGAUGAUUGACACGGGUCGCAACUUCAUCAGUCUGCCCAAGAUUCGUGAACAGAUUGAUGGGCUGUCGCUGUCAAAGAUGAAUGUACUUCACUGGCACAUGGCUGACGCACAAUCGUGGCCUGUACAGAUGCAAGUCUACCCAGAAAUGACCCAGGGCGCGUAUUCUCCACAAGAGACAUACUCUCACAAUGAUAUCCGUGACAUCGUGUCUUAUGCUCGAGCCCGUGGCGUUCGUAUUCUUCCGGAGAUCGACAUGCCAGGACAUGCGUCCCAAGGCUGGACGUCGGUUGAUCCGACCAUUGUGGCUUGUGACGGUUCUUGGUGGUCGAAUGAUGACUGGGCUUUACAUACUGCACUGGAGCCCAACCCUGGGCAGCUCGACAUCUUGAACAACAAGACGUAUGAGGUCAUCAAGAACGUCUUUGGUGAACUUGCCGGCUUGUUUGGCGACAAUAUGUUUCACGUCGGUGGUGACGAGCUCCAAACAGGCUGUUACAACUUCAGUACAGCCGUACAGCAAUACUUUAGCCAUAACAAAUCCAGAACGUAUGAUGAUCUCGUGCAAGUCUGGGUCGACAAAGCUAUUCCCACUUUCAGAUCAGCGGCGAACAAGACCUUGAUGAUGUGGGAAGAUAUUUUGAACGCAACGCCCCACGCUCAUACCGUUCCAAAGAACAUCAUUCUUCAAACUUGGAAUAAUGGUUUGGAGAACAUCAAGAACCUCACCGCUAGAGGAUACGACAUUGUGGUGUCUUCGUCUGACUUUUUCUACCUUGACUGUGGUUUCGGAGGAUGGGUCAGCAACGAUCCGCGAUACAACGAGAUGGCGAAUCCCAAUGCUUCCGUUCCGACGUUCAACUACCUUGGAAAUGGAGGGUCGUGGUGCGCACCGUACAAGACCUGGCAACGAAUCUAUGAUUACGAUUUCACCUUAAACUUGACAGCCAAGGAAAAAGGCCACGUCCUGGGGACCGAAGUACCUCUGUGGUCUGAACAAGUUGACGAUACUGUGAUUUCGACCAAGAUGUGGCCUCGAGCUGCUGCCAUGGCCGAACUUGCGUGGUCAGGAAACAAAGAUCCUCAGACCGGCAUCAAACGUACAACCCAGAUGACACAACGAAUCUUGAACUUCCGGGAAUACCUCGUGGCCAAUGGGAUACAAGCCGCACCGUUGAUGCCCAAGUACUGUCUGCAGCAUCCUCAUGCUUGCGACCUUUACUACAAUCAGACCGCGCUUGCAGACUACUCGACUGUUCAGUGA
Messenger RNA from Exophiala spinifera, 1821 nucleotides. RefSeq lists its product as uncharacterized. The transcript is spliced from 2 exons. Gene Ontology annotation, biological process: glycosaminoglycan metabolic process; carbohydrate metabolic process. Gene Ontology annotation, cellular component: membrane. Gene Ontology annotation, molecular function: beta-N-acetylhexosaminidase activity. The coding region runs from base 1 to 1821 and encodes 606 amino acids. The record is from RefSeq and is a predicted model, not a curated record. NCBI's taxonomy places the organism in Eukaryota, Fungi, Ascomycota, Eurotiomycetes, Chaetothyriales, Herpotrichiellaceae.